Paramecium sonneborni is the source of this 1114-nucleotide messenger RNA. NCBI's taxonomy places the organism in Eukaryota, Ciliophora, Oligohymenophorea, Peniculida, Parameciidae. The record is from the annotation of a GenBank genome assembly.
AUGAAAAUUGCUUAUUUAUUGUUGUGCUUGGUUGUUAUAAAAGGAAUGGAAUUUGAAUCCUUUUAAUAGGCUGUUGAUUUUGAUCCAGCAUCAAUAGAUUAACCUAAUUGUAAGACAGAUGAUGAAUACACAAAAACUUAUGAGGCGUAUUGAAAAACAAUAAUGAAAGAUUUUUCCCUUGGAUUACAAUAUUAGAGGAAGGUGAAAUAGAAAUGCAAGAAGAUCAUAGUGUGUUAUCAUAGGCGAAAUAGAAGAUCAUUGAGGCAAGACAAUUUAUUGAGAGUUUAGAUGAAGGUUAAUUAUGUAUGAAAUUAAUUCUUAGAACUUGAGAAAGAAUAAUAAAAUGAAUAAAAUAAAGAGAAUGUUCCUUAAAUUGAAGAUUAAUAGACAAUUUAAGAAGUUGUUUAAGAAUAGGAAAAUACAGAAGAUGAAUAAAUAGAUGAAGAAGAUGAUGAUGAUGAAGAUCCUUUUGGUUGGGGAUCAGGUGAAAUACCUUAAUUUUUAGUACAUAAAAAAGAGAGAAAAGCACAUAAAAAUACACAUGCUUUUAUUCAAAUAAUGAAUGGAAAUAAGUUAUCAAAAUUCAAGAGUGUAUAAGUAAUUAUUAAUAAAUAGAAAAUUAAUAAAUUGAUUUCAAUGGCAACUGAGAUGUAAAAUAAUUAAGAUGAAAAUGUAUAGAAUCGUAGAUAAAGAAAACUUGAAUUGUGUGAUGAAAUUAUAGAUGAAUUAACAGAUAUGAUCUUAUUUUUAGAAAAAGUGAUGAAUGAUUAUGUAAUUAUGAAUGAUAUUUAUAUAUUAGGGAUAUCAAAAUGAAAUUUAUGAAUUAUUUAAAUAAAAGUAAAAAUAGAUUGAAGAGGUUGCAAUUAAUUGUGGUUAAAGAGUUAUCAAUUAUUAGGAUGUGAGUUUGAUAGAAGAAAAGAAAUCCUAAGAGAAGAAAAAGAUCUAACAUUAAAUAAAAUCUAAGAAAAGAAAUGCAGUUAGUUUUUUGCAAAUUGUAAUAGAUGAUGAAGAAAGUUAACAACAUUAAUUAGAAUACUAAAAAUAAAUAUUAUAGAGUUAAGGAAUGUUAGGAUUUUUGAGAGCAUCAGGAAAAUAAGUAAAAUUGAUAUAAUGA